AUGGGCAAGUUAUUAAUCGAGAAAUUGUUAAGGAGUUGUCCUACCAUCAAGUGCAUUUAUAUCUUGAUACGUACAAAAAAAGGAAAAGAUGUAUUUCAACGCAAAAUCGAGUUGUUUCAAGAUGUGGUAUUUUCCAAACUAAAAAAAGAACAACCCAAAUUCCAAGAAAAAAUAGUUUGCAUUAUGGGGGAUUGUACUUUGCCGAAUCUUGGAAUGACRAUURUAGAUAGRAAUAUUUUAAUAAAAGAAAUUUCCAUUGUUUUUCAUGCUGCAGCUACGACAAGAUUCAACGAAACUCUAAAAUCAGCGACAGUUACGAACGUACAAGCAUUAAAAUAUAUGAUUAGCCUCUCAAAGGAAAUGCCAAAGUUAAAGAGUUUUGUUCAUGUAUCCACGGYUUAUUCCYRUUGUCUUCACAAUCCAAUUGAGGAGAAAUUUUAUGAACCACCGAUUGACGAUGAAAAAUUGAUYAAUWUGKUKGAAARUWUAAAUGAUGAAUUAGUGGAUAAUGUUUCAACAAGAUUAAUURAGGGAUGGCCRAAUACUUAUGUUUACACUAAAUCAAUAGCUGAAAAUAUAAUAAAGAAACAAGCUGGUUUGCUACCGAUCGGAAUAUUCCGUCCAGGAAUUGUGAUAUCAAYGUAUCGCGAACCGAUCGAAGGAUGGGUCGAUAAUUAUAAUGGUCCAAUGGGGAUUUUCGCUGGUGCUGCAAAAGGUUUAAUCAGAUCGCAUCAUUGCGAUGAAUCCGUAAAACCAGCUAUAGUACCAGGAGAUUUGACUACAAAUGCAUUAAUCGUUAGCGCAUGGGACAUAGCAAACAAUCGAAGAUCCGAAGAAGAUAUUCCAAUAUAUAACUAUACAUCUGAUGACAAUCCUAUAACUUACAAUCAGAUGAGAGUAUUGACAUUAGAGCAUGGAUUAUUAACACCGUUCAAAGAUGCAGUUUGGUAUUGUAGCUGUGCUGGUAGAAAAAGUCUAUUACUUCAUCUUUUCUGCAUAUAUUUUUUACAUUAUCUACCAGCUACCGUAAUGGAUUUUGGAAUGUUGUGCUGCGCCAAAAAGCCAAAGUUUGUUAGAAUGUAUAUUAGAUUACACAAAAUGUUGAAAGCACUCAGUUAUUUUUCUUUAAAAGAAUGGAAGUUUAAAAAUGAAAGAUGGACAGAAGCACUCAUUAAAUUACAAAACGAAGAUCGAGAAUUGUUCUAUUGCGAUAUGAAAGACGUUGUUUGGGAUAACUAUUUUAGAACUUUUCUAUUAGGUAUAAGAUUAUACCUCUUAAAGGAUACCAUGGAAACUGUACCAGAAGCUCACGACGAUGAUGAUGAAGAGGAUUCAGAGGAUGAUGAUACCGAAGACGAGGAAUCUAUCAUCGACGAAAAAGAAACUUCUGCAAGGGCAAUGCAGAUGUUGUCUUUUAAAGACGUUGAAGAUUUCUAUGUAUAUUUUCUACAUUAUCUACCAGCUACCAUAUUAGAUUUUGGAAUGUUAUGCUGCGCCAAAAAGCCAAAGUUUGUUAGAAUGUAUAUUAGAUUACACAAAAUGUUAGAAGUACUUAGUUAUUUUUGUUUAAAAGAAUGGAAGAUUAAAAAUAAAAGAUGGAUAGAUGCAUUUAGUAAAUUACAAAACGAAGAUCGAGAAUUAUUCUAUUGCGAUAUGAAAGACGUUGUUUGGGAUACUUAUUUUAAAACAUUUCUAUUAGGUAUAAGAUUAUACCUCUUAAAGGAUCCCAUGGAAACUGUACCAAAAGCUCGUAAAAAGUGGAGAAGGCUAUACUGGAUUCAUCAGACAUUUAAAUUUUUUUUUGCUAAAAGAAAAUUGUUCUCAAUGCUUAAUGUAUGA
Messenger RNA from Polistes dominula (European paper wasp), 1839 nucleotides. Its product is annotated as fatty acyl-CoA reductase wat-like. Gene Ontology annotation, cellular component: peroxisome. NCBI's taxonomy places the organism in Eukaryota, Metazoa, Arthropoda, Insecta, Hymenoptera, Vespidae. Gene Ontology annotation, biological process: long-chain fatty-acyl-CoA metabolic process. The record is from RefSeq and is a predicted model, not a curated record. Gene Ontology annotation, molecular function: alcohol-forming very long-chain fatty acyl-CoA reductase (NADP+) activity.